AUGAAAGAAAGCGAUACCAUAGAGAAGAAACGCAGCUGUCACAAACAUAUUAACCAGCAAAUCAGCAACAACAUGGGGAACAGUAUCGAUCGCAAGGUAUCACCCACGCCCACGCCCAGCCCCACCGAGACCAUCAAGCCGAAAGAGCAAGAACAAGUUGUGGAACAGCAGCCGGAGGCGCCAAAGCUUGAUACCAAUCUGCCUCUGCAACUGUUCUGCUAUCGCCAGCAGUUGCCGGCCAAGAACCAUCAUACGAUGAAGUGGGCCACAGCCAAGCUGCUGCUCACAGAGGAGCUGCUCAAGCUCCAGCAGACCCAUCGUCCCAGGGCUCCCCGCUGUCCCUGGGAAAACUAUGAGGCGACGAGGCUAACGGACGAGGAGGAUAGCGAUGGCAACCAGGAGAACAGAGCUCCCAACAAUGAUGACCUCUCCCGAGAGCUGACCACUUUAAAAAACUAUCGCAUGGAAUUGCGCGAAACCAUCCUCAAGGUGGCCCACAAAAAGAAGACAAAGACCUCGCAGAAGAAACUGAAGCGUCUGAAUCGCCGCACCCUGAUCUCCUCGAAGAAGCCCAGCAACAAGGUGAAGGAGCCACAUAAGCCUCUAUACAAUGAAUGGCUCCUGGGCGAAGACGAGCCGGAAAGCCCCCUACAAGCAGACUCACUGCAAGAUGGGAGUCCCGUGAUGGUGGACCCCCCUGCAGCAUCAGCAAGGGACUCCCUCGCAUCUGGGGGUCAUCACCAUUGACUGAGAUCCCCUACCUGAUUGAACUGAAAACAACCCCCCUAGAUUUAGUUCACUUAGCUAAUUUGGUCGUUACACUAAUUCUAAUUGUACAUAUACUGUUUUUAUUUCCAUUAAAUUAAACCCAAUCUGCAA
This is a messenger RNA of Drosophila miranda, 879 nucleotides long. RefSeq lists its product as uncharacterized. The record is from RefSeq and is a predicted model, not a curated record. Bases 1 to 747 code for a protein of 248 amino acids. The transcript has 2 exons. NCBI's taxonomy places the organism in Eukaryota, Metazoa, Arthropoda, Insecta, Diptera, Drosophilidae.